Messenger RNA from Nannospalax galili (Upper Galilee mountains blind mole rat), 3841 nucleotides. It is a transcript of the gene Rpgrip1, whose product is annotated as RPGR interacting protein 1. NCBI's taxonomy places the organism in Eukaryota, Metazoa, Chordata, Mammalia, Rodentia, Spalacidae. The coding region runs from base 1 to 3669 and encodes 1222 amino acids. The record is from RefSeq and is a predicted model, not a curated record. The transcript has 22 exons. Gene Ontology annotation, biological process: retinal rod cell development; non-motile cilium assembly. Gene Ontology annotation, cellular component: photoreceptor connecting cilium. Gene Ontology annotation, molecular function: thromboxane A2 receptor binding.
AUGGACUACAAUAAAUGGAUUCCUAUCACAAACCAGCUGAUUGUCUCCAAACACACGGCAGAAAUCCCUAGUAAAGAAGACUCCAAGGCGGGGGCCCAGCUCAAAUGGAACCCUGGAUUCAAGGGGUGCAGAGUGGGGAGGUCACGUGGUCUGCUUUGCCCUAGGCAGAGGAAGUCCUCGCGGAGGGAGGCCUGCUGGGACCUGCGGACACUGGUGCCCGGGACCGCGCCCUUGGGGGAGCCUGCGGGGAGGCCCUCCUCGCUCCAGGGGCCCGCGCAGCUACAGCACGCACGCCACACGACCUCUGGCUGCGCCCGGCCUCACACGCAGGUGGCACGGAGACCGCCCCGCAGAGCCGCGGCGCAGAAGUCCAAGAAGGGUCCAAAAGACAGGCUCAGCUACACAGCCCCGCCUACAUUCAAGGAACAUCUGACAGCCCCGCCUACAUUCAAGGAACAUGUGACAGAUGAAAAAAACAGAAGCGAAGCAACCAGUGACUCCAGUCAAAUUGUUCACGUUAUGACUGCUGACACUGUGCAAGUGGGAGAGCCACCCACAUCUGCUGAGAGCGUGUGGUCCAGAGAUGAGAACCGCGAGCAGGGACGCCCGUUGGCGUGUGCCCAGAAGGCUGCAGAGCUUCGAGCUUCCAUUAAGGAGAAUGUGGAGCUGAUUCAAGUUAAAAAGCUGUUAUAUGAAAGGAAUACCUCACUGGCAGCCACAAAAGCCCAAUUAACUGAAGUUCGAGAAGCAUAUGAAGUCUUGCUCCAAAAGAAUCAGGGAAUCUUGAGUGCAGCCCAUGACGCCCUCCUCAGCCAAGUGAAUGAGCUCCAGACAGAGCUGACAGAGGAGAGCAAGAAGGCCAUGAACUUCAAGAGCCAACUGGAAGAUGUGUCUAUCUUGCAGAUAACCCUAAAGGAGUUUCAGGAAAGAGUUGAAGAUUUGGAAAAUGAACGGAAAUUGCUGAAUGACAGUUAUGACAGACUCCUAAAAGACAUGCUGGACAGCAGUCAUCAGCCUCAUUGGAGCCCUGAGUUUCUGGGAGAGCAGCUGCCUCGGCACGAGUGUUCCCUGCAGGAUCAGCUAGAUGCUGAGCUGGAGGAGACUAAAGUCUUACUUCAGGCGAGCAAUGAGGAAGUUCUCAAUGAUGAUCUGAAGCUUGAACUUACCAACAUCCUCUGCCAGCAUAAACAGGGAGCAGAGGGCCUCCAGACCACAGCCGCAGUGCCCCAGUCUCCUGAAGAGCUAUCUGAACUGGAUGCUCAGCUCGUUCGAGUCCAAGAAGCAGAUUUGAGAGAAUUCAGUGAACCAAAAGUUCAAGAAGAUAAACUGCCUGAAAUGCUAAGUGAGUUGCAGGUGUCGCAUGCAGAGACCACAUUGGAGCUAGAAAAGACCAGAGACAUGCUUCUCCUACAGCACAAAAUCAACAUGUGUUAUCAGGAGGAACUGGAGGCCAUGAUGAGAAAGGCUGAUAAGGAAAGCCGGGAUCACGAGGAAAAGGUGGAGAGGCUGAAUCAGCUCCUAGACCUCAAGGACAACUACAUCAAACAGCUGGAAGGUAUUUUAAGAAGCCGUGGACUUCCAACAUCUGAGCAGCUCAAAGAUGUUGCUUAUGGCACUUGGCAAUUGCCAUUGUGUCUGGAAUCACUGUCAGCCCACAGAGAUGAGGACGAAGUAGACGUUUCUCUGCUGCAUCGAAGUGAGAAUCUUUUUGAACUGCACAUCCACCAGGCCUUCCUGACAUCUGCUGCCCUGAUACAGGCUGGAGAUGGCCAACCUACUACUUUCUGUACUUACUCUUUCUAUGACUUUGAAACCCACUGUACCCCACUCUCCGUGGGGCCACAGCCCGUCUACGAUUUCACCUCCCUAUAUGUGGUGGAGACAGAUUCCUUUUUCGUGAGCUACCUUCAAGGAACGCCAACCCAGCUUGAUCUCCACCAGGCUGUGGCUAGUGAGCACCAUAUUCUUGCGACUGUUUGGAUUUCCUUUGACAAGGUGCUAGAGACUGUGGAGAAAGUCCAUGGUUCUGCCACACUUACUGGAGCUGGUGGAGAAGACUUGGGGGUGUUAGAGUACUGGAUGAGGCUACGUUUGCCCCUAAAAUGCAGCCCACAGGCAUGCAAUAAAGGAAAGAAAGCCCAGGCCUACCUGUCAGUCAGUGCGCUUGGAGCCUGGAAGGCCCAGAAGGAUGAGUCCAGACCAGAGACUUGGGAACCUCAGAAUGAGCUGCGGAUUGAAAUCACCAAGUGCUGUGGCCUCCGGAGUCGACGGCUAGGAACUCAGCCCAGUCCGUAUGCCAUGUACCGCUUCUUCACCUUUCCUGACCAUGACACCACCAUCAUUCCAGCCAGCAGCAAUCCGUACUUUAGAGACCAGGCUCUAUUCCCAGUGCUUGUUACCUCUGACCUGGACCAGUAUCUGAGGCGGGAAGCCCUGUCUAUAUACGUUUUUGAUGAUGAAGACCCAGAGCAUGGCUCCUAUCUUGGCCGAGUCCAAGUGCCCUUGCUGCCUCUUGCACAAAACAAAUCUAUUAAAGGUGAUUUUAACCUCACUGACCCUGUGGAAAAGUCCAAUGGGUCUAUCCAAGUGGAAGUAAACUGGAAGUCUCACUACCUACCCCCAGAGGGCUUCCUGACACCGGAAACCAGGACUGAAGAGGAUAACAAAGACGGCGUGGAGGUGUCAUCUGCAGAGAAGGCUUCUUUUCUCCAGGACCAGGUGGCAUCUGCAGAGAUUCCAAUUGAGGCUGACCGAUAUCAAGCAAAGAGAAAACCUCCUCAGACAGGAGGAGAGAAGGAAAAGGAACACCAGCUUGCAAGCUACUCAAGAAAACAUGGCAAGAAAACAAGUGUCCAAGGAAAGAACAGAAUGGAGAAUCUGAGCUGUAACAUCUUAAAUGGAAAUACACUUCAAGAGGUGAACUGCACCGAGUGGACGUUCUCAGAGCUCACAGAGGCAGUAGAUGAUGGUUUUCCAAUGCAGAACAAAGAAGACAUGACAUUAUCCCAUUCAGCACUGAGACAGGAGGACCCCCCACACCCUAUAAACGGUGAACAACUCUGUGAACAAGCUUCUGAAGUCAGCGACACACAAACUACAGACAGCGAUGACAUCAUAGUGACACCCCAAUCUCAGUGUCUGAAAGCAGAUUCAGAGAAGAUACGCAUUGAAAUUGUUUCCCUGGCCUUCUGCCCUGAGGCCGAAGUGAUGUCUGACGAGAACAUACAGCAGGUGUAUGUGGAGUACAAAUUCUAUGAUCUGCCUUUGUCAGAGACAGAGACGCCAAUGUCCCUGAGAAAACCAAGGGCAGGAGAAGAGAUCCACUUCCACUUUAGCAAGGUGAUAGACCUGGACCCGGGGGAGCAGGAUGGCCGAAGGCAGUUUCUAUUUGCCAUGCUGCAUGCUCAGGAUCCUGAAGAGAGGCAUUUAAAGUUCACAGUGGUAAGUGAUCCUCUGGAUGAAGAAAAGAAAGAAUGUCAAGAUGUAGGAUAUGCAUUUCUUGAACUGUGGCAGAUAUUUGAAUCUGGAAGAGAUAUUCUAGAGGAAGAACUAGAUAUUGUGAGCCCCGAAGAUCAGGCUACCCCAAUAGGAAGGCUGAAGGUUUCCCUGCAGGCAGCAGCUGCCCUCCAAGGCAUUUACAAGGAGAUGACUGAAGAUCUGUUUUCAUGAAAGGAACAAGCACUACUACAUUCUAAAACCUCUCAGGGAAUCACAGUAAAAGUCUCUUAUAAAGUAACAUGCUAUGCCAUAAAUCUGGUUUCCUGUGCUACCUAAGUAUCCAUUUUUCUUUUAAAAAAUUUUUGGAUUUAUUUUUAUCUGUAUGAGUGUUUUGCCUGCAUGC